Molecule: messenger RNA, 2305 nt
Organism: Gorilla gorilla gorilla (western lowland gorilla)
Lineage: Eukaryota; Metazoa; Chordata; Mammalia; Primates; Hominidae
Gene: NPY5R
Product: neuropeptide Y receptor Y5
Exons: 4
Coding region: 282-1640 (452 amino acids)
Biological process (GO): chemical synaptic transmission; G protein-coupled receptor signaling pathway
Cellular component (GO): plasma membrane; neuron projection
Molecular function (GO): peptide YY receptor activity; neuropeptide binding; pancreatic polypeptide receptor activity
Source: RefSeq, a predicted model, not a curated record
AUCAUUUCUAGAAUGAAAAUAAUUAAGACUUUUAUCUCCAUUCGAAUAUAAUAGAGAGGUCUAACCACAUGGAAUGGAGAAAAAUCUGAAUUUUAGACUCAAAACUACAUUGUUUCUAUUACCACAAAUUGUGCUGCAUCUUCUCUUUCUUCAAAAAAUUUUGAACAGCAAUUUUACACUAAGUGUUACAAGGAAAGGCUAUCAGUAACAACUGACCUGCCACAAAGUUAGAAGAAAGGAUUGAUUCAAGAAAUGAUGAAGUUACUCUGCCAUGUAUUGGGAUGGAUUCCAAAGACUAUAAUAUGGAUUUAGAGCUCGACGAGUAUUAUAACAAGACACUUGCCACAGAGAAUAAUACUGCUGCCACUCGGAAUUCUGAUUUCCCAGUCUGGGAUGACUAUAAAAGCAGUGUAGAUGACUUACAGUAUUUUCUGAUUGGGCUCUAUACAUUUGUAAGUCUUCUUGGCUUUAUGGGGAAUCUACUUAUUUUAAUGGCUCUCAUGAAAAAGCGUAAUCAGAAGACUACGGUAAACUUCCUCAUAGGCAAUCUGGCCUUUUCUGAUAUCUUGGUUGUGCUGUUUUGCUCACCUUUCACACUGACGUCUGUCUUGCUGGAUCAGUGGAUGUUUGGCAAAGUCAUGUGCCAUAUUAUGCCUUUUCUUCAAUGUGUGUCAGUUUUGGUUUCAACUUUAAUUUUAAUAUCAAUUGCCAUUGUCAGGUAUCAUAUGAUAAAACAUCCCAUAUCUAAUAAUUUAACAGCAAACCAUGGCUACUUUCUGAUAGCUACUGUCUGGACACUAGGUUUUGCCAUCUGUUCUCCCCUUCCAGUGUUUCACAGUCUUGUGGAACUUCAAGAAACAUUUGGUUCAGCAUUGCUGAGCAGCAGGUAUUUAUGUGUUGAGUCAUGGCCAUCUGAUUCAUACAGAAUUGCCUUUACUAUCUCUUUAUUGCUAGUUCAGUAUAUUCUGCCCUUAGUUUGUCUUACUGUAAGUCAUACAAGUGUCUGCAGAAGUAUAAGCUGUGGAUUGUCCAACAAAGAAAACAGACUUGAAGAAAAUGAGAUGAUCAACUUAACUCUUCAUCCAUCCAAAAAGAGUGGGCCUCAGGUGAAACUCUCUGGCAGCCAUAAAUGGAGUUAUUCAUUCAUCAAAAAACACAGAAGAAGAUAUAGCAAGAAGACAGCAUGUGUGUUACCUGCUCCAGAAAGACCUUCUCAAGAGAACCACUCCAGAAUACUUCCAGAAAACUUUGGCUCUGUAAGAAGUCAGCUCUCUUCAUCCAGCAAGUUCAUACCAGGGGUCCCCACUUGCUUUGAGAUAAAACCUGAAGAAAAUUCAGAUGUUCAUGAAUUGAGAGUAAAACGUUCUGUUACAAGAAUAAAAAAGAGAUCUCGAAGUGUUUUCUACAGACUGACCAUACUGAUAUUAGUAUUUGCUGUUAGUUGGAUGCCACUACACCUUUUCCAUGUGGUAACUGAUUUUAAUGACAAUCUUAUUUCAAAUAGGCAUUUCAAGUUGGUGUAUUGCAUUUGUCAUUUGUUGGGCAUGAUGUCCUGUUGUCUUAAUCCAAUUCUAUAUGGAUUUCUUAAUAAUGGGAUUAAAGCUGAUUUAGUGUCCCUUAUACACUGUCUUCAUAUGUAAUAAUUCUCACUGUUUACCAAGGAAAGAACAAAUGCUGGGGUCAUAUAAAAUAUAUUUAUGAUAACUAUUUACAUAUAAUAAAUAGAAAUUUUGUUAACAUGGAAUUUAAUUUAUGUGAAAGAGUUCUGGAUUCAAAUGUCAGUUCAUAAUAUAUGGAAGAUAAUUUUAUGUGUUACAGUAGGAUUAAUUUAUUUAGUUGUGCAGUCAGUGUCAAUCCAAUCUGUAAUUUCACUUUAGAAAGUUGUAUUACCUUCCACUUCCAUGUUGUCUUAUAAACAAAUGAAUUGUAUUUUUUGUUGAAAGUAAAAGUUAUAUCUAACCAACUCAGUACUUUUGUCCAAAAAUAUAAUAAGAAAAAAUUUUUCUCAAGGAACUUUUAAUUUCAAACUUGAAGAAUAUCUACCAGCUAUCUAUAUUCAUUUCUACUCCAUAGGCUUCUUAAUGUUUAGUUUGUGAAGUACAGAAAAAAUUUAAUAUGCCUGGAAAAUCACAACUAAAUGACAGAUGUAUGCCCAAAUUAUGAUUAUAAUCUUCAACAUUAAGUACAGUUUUGGAAGUCCUGUAGGAAAAUGCUAUUGCCUAUUGAGAAUUGGUCAAAUUGUCAAUUUAACUCCACUGUCCUAGUAAUACACAAGUAAUUUACCAAAUAAAGAAUUUUAAAUCCU